UGGGAGGCGCCGGCCCGGAAGUGGGGGCCGAAGCGGAAGAGGGCCGGUCUGCCCGGUCUACGGUGGCUGCGCGGGUCCAGCCAGCGCGGAGCGGGGCCGCGGCCGGGGCGACAUGGCUUUCAAGCGCGAGGGCGACGACGUCAGCCAGCUCCGUGUGCUGCAGAAGAGGAGAGUGUCCGACCUGCUGGCCAACUACAUCCCAGAGGACGAGGCGCUGCUGCUGAGGACUGGCAGGUACGCAUGCACCGUGUGCUUCCACCGCCCCGUCUUCGACACACUGGACAUGCUGACUGUGCAUCGCGCCGGCAAGAAACACGUUGCCAGCCUGCAGACCUUCUACGGGAGGAAGCGGCGGGCGGAGGAGACGGGCACACCGGGCCUCCCAUGCCCCGCGCCCCUGCUGACUCAGACUCGCGCCAUUGCCCAGAGCGCCCUGCUGAAAGCCACUCCCUACAGCAGCUGCUGCCGGAGGAACAGGUGCAAUGGAGGCAGUGUGGGAGCACAGCCGGGGCCUGGCCUCAGGCAUAGUGACAGGAAGGCACUUCCAGGGCUCAGCAGCUCCCAGUCGCAGGGUGAGGAGGGUGGUGUAACUGUAGAUACCACCCCUGUGGUGCUGCUCCCAGGGCACAGCCACCAAGCAACAGAUGCCCAGCAGGACGCUGCUUCAAGGCCCAAGGGUAGUGGUAAAGGGAAGGCACCACCCACACCCACUCAGCUGGACCCUGUCAGCCCUGAGAGGCGCCGGGAGCUGGAGCACUACCUGCUGCUGCGGAGCUCGGGCUGGAUCCAGGACCCCUCAGGGAAGUGGGUGAAAGACGAGAAUGUGGAGUUCGACUCAGACGAGGACGAGCCGCCAGCACCAACACCCCCCUGACGCCAGGGUCACCAGGGACAAUAAGACUGGACUCUGCCUGGCUGUUUCCAGGCAGCUCAUCGGAUCACCAUGGGAAGCCCAGAGCCAGGACUGGCUCCUGGGAGGGACGGACUGAGUCAAGGCUUCCCAGUCCCCAGUGUUUCUGAGGCCGCUUGUGAAGCUCCCAAUCCCUUCAGCUUGUAAACCAGCUCCAAGCCACAGCCACUCAGCCCAAGUGAGGCAGUGGAAAAGAGGUCAGAGCAGAACCCAGGAGUCCGGCCUCCCUGUUCAGGAGCCCCAGGUGCAAGGUGCUGUACAGACACAAAAGCAAUGCCAGUCCGGCUCAGGGAGCUUCUUGGGGAUGGAUUUGUCCUGAUGGCAAAAAGAUCCCUCAAUUUGCACUCUUGUCCUGUGGUUUCUCCCUGC
Alligator sinensis (Chinese alligator) is the source of this 1279-nucleotide messenger RNA. It is a transcript of the gene SCNM1, whose product is annotated as sodium channel modifier 1. The coding region runs from base 113 to 874 and encodes 253 amino acids. The transcript is spliced from 8 exons. The record is from RefSeq and is a predicted model, not a curated record. Gene Ontology annotation, biological process: RNA splicing. NCBI's taxonomy places the organism in Eukaryota, Metazoa, Chordata, Crocodylia, Alligatoridae. Gene Ontology annotation, cellular component: nucleus.